Micropterus dolomieu (smallmouth bass) is the source of this 718-nucleotide messenger RNA. RefSeq names its product protein phosphatase 1, regulatory subunit 27a (gene ppp1r27a). The record is from RefSeq and is a predicted model, not a curated record. The transcript has 3 exons. Gene Ontology annotation, molecular function: phosphatase binding. The coding region runs from base 11 to 718 and encodes 235 amino acids. Lineage: Eukaryota; Metazoa; Chordata; Actinopteri; Centrarchiformes; Centrarchidae.
CACUGCAGGGAUGAAGUACAACUACCAUGUACCAGUGUCAACGUACACACGCAGUUCACAGUACACACCAACAUACCACACGCCUACCUCUUACACCCUCUCACACUACACACCAACACACUACACACCCACAUAUACCUCUACGACAAAGUACACCCCGACACAGUACAGCACGACACAUUACAACCCAUCAAUUUACACGUCCACUUACAAGGCCGCGUCGACAUACACUCCUUCAUACAGCAAAGGGUCCCGGUACAGUUCAACACAGCGCACACAAGCACAGGAAAGUCCUGCACCUGUAAUACCUGUCGCACCUGCAAAGAGAACUGUGCAUUUCCCCAAUGACAUCAUCUUCCAAGAUAUUGUAAGGAGAGGAGAUAUGGAGCAAAUUGGUCGGUUCAUGAGAGCGAGGAAGGUUCGUGUGGAUACAAUCUUCCACUCAGGUAUGGCAGCGCUACAUGAAGCUGUGCUAACGGGGAACCUGGAGGUGGUGAAGCUGCUGGUGAAAUAUGGCGCCGAUGUUCACCAGAGAGAUGAAGAUGGCUGGACACCACUUCACAUGGCCUGCAGUGACGCCUACCCAGAUAUUGCCAGAUAUCUGCUGUCGAUGGGAGCCAGCACAGAGGCAGAGAACGAAAAUGGAGAGAAGCCUGCAGAUCUCAUCGACCCAGACUGCAAAGAGCUGGUCAAACUGUUUGAGGCAGGCUGUGUGUGA